UCCCAGUGGCCAAAACUCAACCUCUCCUCCAUACCCAGGAAGAUGGCAGAAAAGCAGGAGGAGCCCAGCAACACCCAGAACGGCGAACCUGAGAAUGCAGAGGAGGGCGAGGGCAAAAAGAAGAAGGUGAAGCGGGAAGAUCUGCCACCCUUUGAAAUCGUGACGGGGGAGCGCCUCCCAGCCAUAUUUUUCAAAUUCCAGUUCAGAAACGUGGAGUACAGCUCCGGCAGGAACAAAACCUUCCUGUGCUAUGUUCUGGAGACCCAAGGCAGAGAGUCGGUGACUUCCCGGGGUUACCUGGAAGACGAGCACGCAGCCGCCCACGCAGAAAUGGCUUUCUUCAACACCAUCUUACCCAAAUGCGAAUCGAGCCUCCGCUACAACAUCACCUGGUACGUCUCCUCCAGUCCCUGCGUGACCUGUGCCGAGCGGAUAACCGAGACCCUGAAGAAGAACAAGAACCUGCGCCUGACAAUCAUGGUCGGGCGGCUCUUCAUGUGGGAAGAGCCAGAGAUGCAGGCUGCCCUGAAAAACAUGAAGUCGGCCGGCUGCAAGCUGAGGAUCAUGAAGCCUCAAGACUUUGAGUAUGUGUGGCAGAACUUUGUGGAACCCGAGGAAGGAGAGGAAGCCAAGGCUUUCGUGCCGUGGGAGGACAUUCAAGAGAACUUCCAGUAUUACGAGGAAAAGCUGGCUGAGAUUUUGCACUGAGGCUUACG
Mesitornis unicolor (brown roatelo) is the source of this 716-nucleotide messenger RNA. RefSeq names its product apolipoprotein B mRNA editing enzyme, catalytic polypeptide-like 2 (gene APOBEC2). The transcript is spliced from 2 exons. NCBI's taxonomy places the organism in Eukaryota, Metazoa, Chordata, Aves, Mesitornithiformes, Mesitornithidae. Gene Ontology annotation, cellular component: cytoplasm; nucleus. The record is from RefSeq and is a predicted model, not a curated record. Gene Ontology annotation, biological process: cytidine to uridine editing. The coding region runs from base 43 to 708 and encodes 221 amino acids. Gene Ontology annotation, molecular function: RNA binding; cytidine deaminase activity.